ACGUAAACGUCUUAUCUCAAUUACCACUUUACUAAACCCGCCCUAAAGGACAGAAACACCAACUUCUAAGUGAACUAACAAGAAUAGUAACGAAUCGCAAUUAAAUUACCCCAUGAAGCUACCAUGCGGGUCUAUGAACUAGUCGGACCACUCCUUCGGCUGCCCCGCAGAGGUAUCAUGGAAGAGCUCGGUAUAAUAUAGGUUAGGUACCUAGUUAUUAUAAAUAAUCCGUCUUGUAUCUUUGAACUAAGAGUAAUUUAAUGGUAAUUAUAGCUUAUAGGAGGAAAUACUAUAAACACCAUCUACCUUGAACAUACUGUAAGGUACCUUAGGUAGUCUUUGAAGUGAUGCAGUCCCAAAAGAUAACCCUGCCAGUGGCCAACCCCUGCGUGUCAUUCUGGCAGCAGACUACACGUUCGUUCCCCUACUUACAUGUCAACCAGAACGAACCAGUUCCGGAAGUAUCCAAAUACGCCAUAAUCGGCUCGGGCAUCUCCGGUGCUCUAACUGCCUAUGAGUUAAUUCAGGGGGGCGUGUCGGCAGGAGAUAUAGUCAUUUUCGAGGCGAGAGAAGCCGCCAGCGGAGCGAGCUCCAGGAAUGCAGGACAUGUGCGCCCAGAUGCCUUCCGUGGCUUCCAAGUCUACAAACAACUGCACGGCCAAGAGCAAGCGCUCAAGAUAAUCGCCAACGAGAAGCUAGUCUUCCACCGGAUCAAGGACUUCGUAGAGAAACAUGGGGUCCAGUGUGACUUCAACCCGACGACGACGUUCGACGUGUGCAUGACGCAGGAGUUUGCCGAUUUCAACGCCCGCAGUUUUAAGGAGUAUCGAGAAGCCGGAGGCGACGUCUCCCACAUCAAGUUCUACGAAGGGGAGGAAGCGCGGAAAGUAACCCGCGUGCAGAAAGCGUUUGCUGCUUACGAAUGGCCGGCUGGCUCGAGUCAUCCGGCGAAGCUGGCUCAAUGGCUUCUUACGCAGUCGAUAGAUAAGGGUGUCCGGCUGUUUACUCAUUGUCCGGUUACAUCGGUAACUAAGUCGGCCUCUUCGACGGCUGACCAGGUCUCUUGGGACAUACUGACACCUCGAGGCACAACUAAAGCCUCUACGGUAGUCCACUGCACGAAUGCCUUUGCGCCUCACCUCCUCCCCCAGCUCUCGAAAUUCAUUACCCCCAAUCGCGCCCAAGCACACGCCUUCGUGCCUCCACCUUCGCUUAGCUCAUCUGAUAUCCUACCAAGCACCAUGUCCCUGCGCCACUCGCUAAAGCACUUCUACUCCGUAGCCCAGCGGCGACCGGACGGGAUCAUAAUUCUCGGCUCCCCGAUCGCGAACCCGAAUAUUAGCCCGGCGGCGGCGGCAAGCCGUCUGGUCCCCGAUGAUAGCAUCUUCAACGAAGAGGUGCGAGAUGACGCGGCCAACAACUUCGAGACUUGCUUCCCGGAGUGCGAGAAAGCGAAGCUGAGCCACGGGGAGGGACUGCAGCACACGUGGACCGGUAUAAUUGGGAUGACGACGGACUCGGUCCCGUUCGUGGGUAAGAUAGAGAGUCUACCGGGGCAGUGGGUUUGUGCCGGGUUUAAUGGCCACGGUAUGGCAAGGAUAUUCACUUGUGCACCGGGCAUCGCAAAGCUCAUACUUGGAGGUUCAUGGAAUGACACUGGGUUACCCGAGUGCUUUGAAAUAACCGAAGAACGUCUAGAAAGGCUUCAAAAGGGAGUCCCCGGGUCCGUAUUUUGAGAUGGCGGUAUAACCAUAACGCCUCAAAAGUAUAUAUUUUAACUAAUAGACUACUAUCUAUGAUAUUAUCUAUAAAA
Messenger RNA from Daldinia loculata, 1813 nucleotides. RefSeq names its product FAD dependent oxidoreductase. Bases 348 to 1736 code for a protein of 462 amino acids. Gene Ontology annotation, molecular function: oxidoreductase activity. The record is from RefSeq and is a predicted model, not a curated record. NCBI's taxonomy places the organism in Eukaryota, Fungi, Ascomycota, Sordariomycetes, Xylariales, Hypoxylaceae. Gene Ontology annotation, cellular component: cytoplasm. The transcript is spliced from 4 exons.